Anopheles darlingi is the source of this 1235-nucleotide messenger RNA. RefSeq lists its product as uncharacterized. The record is from RefSeq and is a predicted model, not a curated record. The transcript is spliced from 3 exons. The coding region runs from base 109 to 981 and encodes 290 amino acids. Lineage: Eukaryota; Metazoa; Arthropoda; Insecta; Diptera; Culicidae.
AACAACGGAUUACAAGCGCGUUUCUGAACUGGUUUUUUGGCAAUUUGUACGUAAUUUUGUGGCUCUUCCGACGAUUUUGUUAGUUCGAACCGACGAGUGACGAGCGCGAUGGCCAGGCGGGUCAAGAUCUGGACGGAGGACGAAACGGUGGAGCUGUUCAAUAUCGUGCGAACGACCGGACUCGACUUUCUGGACGGAACGCAGAGCAACGAGAACGGCGAGCUGUUCCGGCAUAUCGAGAUAGAAAUGAAAAGCUUGGGCCGGAACCGCGACGCGCAACAGAUCGAGCAGAGAUGGAAAACACUGAAAGAAGGGCAUGAACGAUCGAAAAAGCUGAUUGAAGCGAAGGGCAAACUGCCCGCGAACACAGCGCUUUGCGAGUUUUUCAACGAUCUGGAGGAAAUCGACGACCUGGUCAUAGCUCGCAGUACCGAGCAUGCGAAGCACGAAUUUGUGGAGGAGAUUGGAAUAGAAGGGGUUCCGGUGCAGGACGAGGAAUACUACGCAGAUAUCGUAGAGGCGGAUGGGUAUGUGGCAGAGGAGGACUCACAGGAUGCUUCGAUCGACGAGAACGCUGUAGUGAUCGAGGAAGUCGUAUACGACUCCCAGGACGGAAUGACACUCGAUGCGUCAUCAGCAACCCAGUCUAGGGCACGGAACCGAACACCAGCGCGGAAAAAGCUGACUGCCGAGAAUAUGGACGCGCUGGUGGAGAAGAUUUCCAAAAUGCAGAAGGAACAUAACGAACAGUUCUACAAGCGGCAGAUGGAGCUGGUGGAAAAUGAGUUCGAGGCGUUCCGUGAGAAGGAACGGGAGCAUAUGCUACAGCUGAAGCUCGACCUGGGCCUACUCAAUGGCAAGUACCUGCAACGGAUAGCGAAAAUUGCGGGCGGAGAACUAUCCAACGAACCGGAGGACGCACCGAUUAAUUCGAGCAAACGGCGCAAGGUCAGCAACACCGGGACGUCAAAACGAAAGUGAUCGGUGCAGCGGCACCGGUACAGAGCAGAACACUAGAGAACACGAACUGUAGACAGGAGACUAUCGAGGAAGAUAUGAGAGAUAUAUAGGUUCAUAUUUUAAGUUUAAACUAAAUUUGUAGCUGACCGAUUGCAGCAAUAAUGUACGUGUAAAAAACGAAAAGGCAACAGAAUAAAAGUGUUCAAAAGUGGGUGAACUGGGAUUACUUUGAUCACAUCUAAGCCACCGCAGUGCUCAAGGUCAAAGCAACGUAA